AUGUGUUCGACUAUUAUUCGUCUUUUCAUCCUCUUAGGUAUUGCUCUGGCAGUAUGCGAAGCUACCUAUGUUCGAUGUUCUCAAAGAGUUCCUAUUUACUCGUGUGCAUCAAUGAGCUGCUCUGUAGCUGGCGGUGCUGUCACGGACGAGCGUUAUCCAUGUGAUUGCUCUAAAAUCGAGAAACUUUCGGGUAAAAAGAAAACAUGGUUUAAGAUCGAAUUACCCAAUGGAAAACAUGGCUAUGUAACCGAUGCCCACUGUUCGGGUGACGUACCACCUUGUAAAUGA
Molecule: messenger RNA, 288 nt
Organism: Adineta steineri
Lineage: Eukaryota; Metazoa; Rotifera; Eurotatoria; Adinetida; Adinetidae
Source: the annotation of a GenBank genome assembly